UAAAAACUGAGGUUGGAGAAAUAGUGAUGACUGAUUUUUCUCCAACGAAUAUAAUGCUCUACUCAAUAAAUGGUUGUCAAUCUUUGACGUUGAGGACUAUGAGGAACAAAUGGACCACCAUAAGAACAUUUCCUACAUGAAUUGAGACUAGGCGAUUGUCCAAUCCAAGGCUGAGCCAUCGGUAUGUUAUGGCGCAAAAUCUAGGCGAUGCGUUACGAUAACAAAAUGUUCUGUAAGACUUGUUAUCGAUGAACUCCUUAUAUUUAUAUUGGCAACUUGGAUUGUAAUAAUGGCUUAUCCCAUGUAAAACUACAUUCUGAAUAUGUUCUGGAAUCGUUUAAGAAAAACUAAUAAACUAAUAGAACAUGUUGUCAUUUUCCAUAUGGAUAGUACAAACGGUGAUCCUGUAGUUGAAUAUGUCUGUCCAUCUGUUAACAAUGAAAAUUCCCACUUUCAUAAAUUGCGAAAUUUUGUUCUUCCAUGUAGACAUAAAAGUCUUAUUUCGGAAGAGUAUACACUUAUAUUCACGGAUAGCGAUGGAACUGUAGAAUUUUUUGCUUGUAUUACUUUACCUAUUUCCGGAUAUAUUGUGUGCGUUAGUAGUUAUUUUCCUUACUUUGAACUUUUGCACUCAAUCAUAACUCUGAUUAAUCAAGAGCAUUUAUACAGAGAAGAAAACCGACGUAAUAUUGAAGUAAUUCUAAGGGAAUUGCAUUAUCAUUCUGGUGUUGCUACACUUAACAUUUCAUCCCCUCCAAAUUCUACGAAGUUAAGUAUACAACUCCCGGAAGCACAGUUUCAGUUUGUUUAUCAUAGACAUAUUUUAGAGUAUUAUAAUACAUUGUCUAUCGGCAAUUGGAUUGUAAUAUUUGAAAGCCUAAUUUUGGAGAAAAGUGUAAUAUUCUACUCAAGUCGUUUGCAGCGUAUUACUUCAUGUCUUCUGGCCAGUUUAAGUUUGUUGUACCCACUUAUAUGGCCCCAUUUAAUCUAUUCUCUGUUACCUUCCAAUUGUAUUGAAUAUGUUGGCUGUCCGACCCCAUUUGUCGCUGGUGUCCACUCAUGUUUAAUAGAGAAGAUGAAACCACUGUUAAUUCCUGGAGUUCGGCUUGUGGAUUUGGAUCAUGAUGUGGUAUAUGGAACAGGAGAUGUAGGAAUAACCAUGCCGUCUGUUUUACGUCAUUGGUUGAUUAAACGGUGUAAUGCAUCACAUAGUGCAAUUUUACGGCAUAUACGCUCAACAGAAAAUGUUGCUUCAACUGCUGCCUUACUUCUAGCUCGACCAUACUUAGAACUGAUGGCUAUUCUUCUUGGCCGUUAUCGAUCAGCACUGCAACAUAAUGAAGUUUCUACAUCUGUCGAUCUUUUACCAAUACAAUCACCAAAUGACGAAAGUCGAUCACAAGAUAAAUUUGAUCAACCUCGUAUAGGUGGAUGGUUUUUCAACCGUGCUGUAUUUGUUACUUCUUGUGGUCAUGAAUUACAGCCGUAUCUUACAGAACUUUUAAAUUCUCAAAUGGUGAUACAAUUUUUUGAAUCACGUGUAGCAGUUUUGAAUUCAGAUAUGGCGUUUAUUCCACCAGAUGAUUUUGAAGAUAUUAUCGACCAUGUUUCCAUCCCGAAACGUUCUGGUGGAUUAAAUGAUCUACUGAAUUUUGGUCGAACUGAAUUUGAUAAAAUAACUCGAAAACUGACGCGGAAAUCCGAAAAACUUUCACAGAAAUUAGUCACUCGUCCUAAUAAUCUUUAUCAAACGUUUAAAUUGAAUGGUCCUACAAUGGAGAAACGAGAUUUCAGUAAUUCUGUUACAUCAAAAAUUCAAAGUAAAAAGAUACCUAUCCCGUCUCUUCCCACUCGACCAUCAGAACAAGACAUUUGUGAGAUAUUAAGGAAACAAUUGGAAUUUAAAAAAGAUAAUAGAAAUUUAUCUUUACCCAGUCAUUAUCCGGAAAACAAUGAUAUAAACAAGUUUCCAUCUUGUGAUAAUCCCACAUGGCAACCUUUAUCACCAAAAAUCGAUCAUGAAUUACGUAAUUCAGAGCGAACAAAUCGUAGUCUACUCACUAGUAUUUUGUCAGAACUACCUGACUUUACAGCUGAUUUUUAUCCUUCAACAACUAGUCGAGUUAAUGAUUCUCAAGUGUCGCUUAGAAAUCGUUCUCAAGAUACGAAGUUUAAACCAACUAAUCGUCGUUGUAGUUCAUCAAAGCGUAUGGGUUGUUACGUAGAGUCUCCUGAAAAAGCUUUUCAUAAUUGGAUUUCAUUCGAUUCUAGCCCACCUACAUGUUCUUCUGAAGAUCUUAUUAAUUUCACUGGUUCCUCUUCCAAAUCACCCAAUACAUUUUAUCCGUUUUCAUAUGAUUCAAUUUCCAAAUCUUUAUCAACUAUCACAAAACCAGUUGAAUGUGAUCAUGGUGACUUAGAACAAUCAAUUCUUGAUGAAUUCGAUCAAUUAUCUGCAUCUCGAAUAAGAAAAACAUAAUGAUAACAAUUAUAAUUAUCACUUUUAUAUUAUGUAUAUGUCGUUAUUUAUGAUUAACUAUUUUUAGUAUAUAUAUAUAUAUAUUCACGUUAAGAAUCUCUGUAAUCGUCAAUCUGAGAUCUCAAUUCAUGAUAAAAUUUCAUUCCAUUUUCUUAGAAUCUAAUAAAGAUUUCUUGACUUUUUUUUAUUACAAUCGGGAUAAUCUUUUUUUUCAAAUUUUACAUUAUUCCUUUGUCAAAAAAAUUCACCCAAGUCUUUAAAUUCUUUAUAUUUCAAAAAAAAAGUUGAUUUUU
Schistosoma rodhaini is the source of this 2772-nucleotide messenger RNA. NCBI's taxonomy places the organism in Eukaryota, Metazoa, Platyhelminthes, Trematoda, Strigeidida, Schistosomatidae. The record is from the annotation of a GenBank genome assembly.